AUGCCCUUUUGGUGGCCGAGGAGGAGGUCCAGGCCGAGCUCCAAGCGCAAGGACGGGCCCGUGCCGGCGUCCGCCUCGGCCUCCUGCUCGCCUCGCCACUCCGUCGACGUCGUUCCACCAACCGCGUACGCGUCCGCCAGCGCGUCGCCGUCGGUCCAGUGGGAGCGGGCGUGGACGCGCAGCCUCGGCUCCCCGGCGCCGGCGCCGGCGCCGCGGGGCGCGGAUAGGGCCGCUGCCGCCACGCUAUGCGGCGGCGGCGGGUCAGGACCUGGGGGAGCGGCGGCUGGGCGUGGGCAGGGUUUACCGCUCCCGCGCCCUGCUGUGUACAAAUCGGCGCGCGGUGGCUCGCCGGUUUCGAGCGAGAGCUCGUCGGAGUCAGACGAGGUGGUGGACAACACAAAUUACAGGUAUGUGGAUCCAUUUGUCUAUCCUGGAGCAAGAACUAUGCCACCUGAUGCACAUAAGCGCACGACAGAAGAAAAACACCUUGUUUCAUGUAGUGCUCCGCCUCCGCGUGAGCACCAUAAGUUUUUUGAGGUGCCUGUCACCAAUGCCAGAGAAGUUCAUUUGCAAAGCUAUGAAGCUGCAACUACUGGGACUACUUCGCGUGGUAGAGUGUUUCAUAAAAAUACUCGUGCAAGAACGAGGAGUCUUUCCCCAGGACCAAGAGGGCAUGAUUUUGCUUCCAGUUUUGCAGCUCCAGGAGACCUUGGGGUUAGUUCAAGGUCAAUGGUUAAAAUGAUGGAUGAUCUGAAGAGUCAGUCUCAACCCUUUUUUGCGAGCAGUCUGUCUCAACCCUUGCCUCGUCCUCCGGCUCGUAUUGCUAGCUGUCCCAUUCCUUCAUCUCCCAUUGCUUCUGCCCAAUCCCAAUCACAGUGGAAAAAGGGGAAGCCGUUAGGUAGCGGCACAUUUGGUCAGGUUUACCUUGGAUUCAACAGUGAAAGCGGGAAGUUUUGCGCAAUAAAGGAGGUGCAAGUUAUUUUGGAUGAUUCAAAGUCAAAAGAACGCCUCAGACAAUUGAAGCAGGAAGUAGAUAUGCUUAGACAACUCUCACACCAAAACAUUGUGCAAUACUAUGGAAGUGAACUGACUGAUGAGGCACUGUCCAUCUAUCUUGAGUAUGUUUCUGGAGGUUCAAUCCACAACUUGCUUACAGACUAUGGUCCUUUUAAGGAACCUGUGAUUCGUAACUAUACUCAGCAGAUUCUUUCUGGACUUGCCUACUUGCAUGGUAGGAAAACUGUGCACAGAGACAUAAAAGGAGCAAACGUACUUGUUGGCCAAAAUGGCGAAGUCAAACUUGCUGAUUUUGGCAUGGCUAAACAUAUAACAUCUUUAGCUGAAAUACACUCAUUGAGAGGAAGCCCAUACUGGAUGGCUCCUGAGGUUAUAAUGAAUAAAAAUGGGUACAGUUUUGAAGUCGAUAUCUGGAGCCUUGGCUGCACAAUUAUUGAAAUGGGAACUGGGAGACAUCCUUGGCAUCAGUAUGAAGAUGUACCUGCAAUGUUUAAGAUAGUUAACACUAACGAUAUGCCAGAAAUCCCAGAGAGAUUUUCUAAAGAAGGGAAAGAUUUCCUUAGUUUGUGCUUAAAACGUGAUCCAGCGCAGCGCCCAUCUGCAACUCAGUUGCUGCGUCAUCCUUUUGUUCAAGACAAUCAGUCCAACAAAGAACCUUCAUUGAAGAGAAGCAUUGCUCCUCUGCGGGACAUUGGAGGGAUAAGAGUGCGAGGUUUUAUGGGACCUUCCUCAGCAUGCGUUUCACCCCACAAAACUUCCAGGCACAGUAACCUGCAUUUACUGACCAUUCUUCUUUCCGGUUCAUCCAAUCACACCCAGUAUUCUGACUGA
This is a messenger RNA of Miscanthus lutarioriparius, 1848 nucleotides long. The record is from the annotation of a GenBank genome assembly. NCBI's taxonomy places the organism in Eukaryota, Viridiplantae, Streptophyta, Magnoliopsida, Poales, Poaceae.